Molecule: messenger RNA, 729 nt
Organism: Rotaria sp. Silwood2
Lineage: Eukaryota; Metazoa; Rotifera; Eurotatoria; Philodinida; Philodinidae
Source: the annotation of a GenBank genome assembly
AUGAUUAAUUUUCCCACAAUGCCCAAUUCAGUUUCUGUAUCAAUGGUGCAAAAUGGAUGUUUAAAAGCUGAAUUUGAUUCAACAUAUCCAAUUCAUCUAAAUGGUAUUAUUAGUCAAAAUGAAUUUCAAGAAUCAAUUAAUAACAUAAAUCGUAGAAUUUCAUCGAAUAAAAUUUUAGUUACUAUGGCUAUUGUUUUUGGUUUGAGUACAAUAAGUGGAAUUAUCUUGUUUAUUGUUGGUGGAGUAAAAAGUGGUGAAUCUCAUAGUCAUGGAUUUCCUGUAUUAGUUGCUGUAGGAUUUGCUUUGGGUGGUAUAGGAAUGAUCGUUUUCACUUGUGGAAUUUUAAUAACACUAUUUCGACGUGAAACACGCAUGCGAGCAGCAAUUACUGAAGAAUCAAUAAAAUAUUCAUCAAGAUCACCAAUACCAUGUAGUUGGCGAUUAGAUACCUCAAGAGCUGAAUCUCAAGGAUAUGGAUAUCGUCAUAAUAAUCAACUUAUUCAUCAUUUAGUCAUUGAUAUUGGUCGUUCUGUUGCUCCAGGAAUUGUAUUAUAUCAGUCGAAUCCAGUUGCUGCUAAUCCAGUAUCGAUUUAUGAACGUCAAGAUUACUAUGCACCACCUCUCUAUUAUUCUACGUUAGCAGAGUUUUGUUCUAAUUGUAAUGCACCAAAAGGCGAUUCAUCAUCUACAUUUUGUACAUCAUGUGGACACUUAUUCAAUGCAUAUUAA